CCAAUCCACACAUCCACAUAUGUUUAGGUGGGAAGGCUCAUAGCAUUGCACGAAUAUCCCUGCCAACGAGGACUAUACCGAAAUAUUCGACAUAUCAAGUCCUCAACCAAGUUAGGCCACUAGCUGACUAGACGCGUAUUAGUCAAGUCUUGCUUUGUUGGCCUAUGUGAGGACAGGGGCGGGAGUACGGGCGGAAUGUCUCGAUAUGUCCUCGUUACCAAAAAGCUGGGAAUGCUCGUUUCCUGGGUGUGAUAAACGCUUCACUAGAAAGGAGCAUUUAAAUCGACAUAAACUAGGUCAUAAUCCAGAGCAUCAGUAUAAGUGCCCUGUAUGUGGGCGGCGUUACGCACGAAGCGAUGUAUUCAAGAGACAUGUAAAACAACAUAACCCAGCCGUUCCUCAGCCCCUAGACACAAGAAGAAUAUGUUUGCCUUGCGGUGAACGGAGCACCCAGUGCGAUGGGAAUUCCCCUUGCGGAGCUUGUGCUUCGAGUUUGAUAGAUUGUCGUUGGGUUGAUUCAGAUGACCAUCAUGAAACUAGUACCGAAUCAGCGAUCGUGACGCCGGCGAGCGGUUCCAGUCAAGCAACAUGGCUUCCACCAACUCCAGAAGGUUGGAAUUCGGUACCAUUCCCGGCUACACCCUCAUACCCGGAAGCUUCAAAUGACUUGAACUUUGUUCAUGAAGAGCAUCGCACCCUAGAACCAGCUGGCUUGGUCCACUCUACAUCAAAUUCUAGCGCAGCUAUAUUUGAGCCAACUCACUUCAGCACAUCGAAUAUUACCCACCUAUCUCUUCAGCAGACAUUGCCACCAACAACACAACCUCAAACGACUUCCGAAUCGCCUGGAUCUGCCGUGGGGGCAGAUUUACAGACUUAUCUAGACACGAACUCACCCAAUGCUAAGAGGCUUGUCGAACUUUUCUUCCAAGAGAUCCAUCCGUACUGGGCUAUCUUACACGCGCCUACGUUCGAACUGGAGAAGACUCCACCGGUUUUAUCAACAUCCAUGAUUAUAUUGGCUAGUUGGCUUGAAAAGGGACCAGAUCACCAAAAACUUGCCCCUAUUGUCUUCGACGAAGUGGCUCGGAUUCGAAUGGUUCCCCAUCCGCCGUUACAUUUAUUACAGUCCGUUCUACUUUAUAUCGUUUACGCAACGUACAUGUUGACUGCGGAUGGUAUGGUAGCAAAAGCCCUCAACCUCACAGGCCUAUUAGUAUCAACCUGUCGGUUUCUUGGCGUUUUUAACGGCCAAUACUCAUGUCACGAAAGGAGUGACCUGGGUAGUGGCUGUCCAUUUGUUGCUUGGCGAAUACAAGAGCAGCUGAAUAGACUUGCAUUUUCCGUUCUUCGCGUCGACGCAUAUCUCAGUAUGCUCUUAGACCACCCUCCUUCAAUGCGCUAUCAAGAGUUAUGGAUUCCUCUGCCCAAGUCCUCUCAGCUAUGGGCUGCCUCGAAUGAACCCGAGAGACGCGAGCUCCAAUGGAACGAACCAGCAGGCCGCGAAAAGGCACUCUUUUCAUUCUUCAUGCGCGACGCCCUUAAUCCCAACCGCGGAAAACUGCCGUACUGCCUCACCGAUAUCGACUACCACCUGAGCACCUGCGCAACCCAGACGACUAUCUGGGAACUAGCACGAGAAGCUCAUAGUUCCAUGUCAGACGAGCUUGCCGAAGAGAUUAAUCCUGGCAUCUUCGUCGACAUGGCACAUCCGCAUCUAACCCUCUGGCGAGACAAUCGCAAGCAAGACUCCCCCCUGCUCGAGCAAUACUUCUCAGGCGACUUGUACGGAACCGAGCAUCUCCUAGCUCCGCUCACAUUCACACUAAUGUACAUGUCCACACUGAAAAUGUUCGCUCCCAUGAACGUCCUACGUAUCAAAGGGCACUACUACAAGUCCCGCCCCGGCGCCGCAAUCCCCACCCGCAAGCCCCAAGCCCACCUCCUCAGCUGGGUUUCGACCGGGUGUCCCCGCGCCGCACUCUGGAACGCCGCGCAGGUCUGCCGCAUCUUCACCAUCGAAUCCGCCCGCGCCGACUGCGACUCCAGGAGCGGAAUUACAUGUCCUCUCUUGCGCACGCGUCUACGGCUUAACCCCCUGCUUAUCCCAGGUGUACUCAUGAGCGCUAUCGUAGCAUGCUCUUACGCGCGUCUAAAGGGGCGCUGCGCGAACUGCCGCAGCGAUGCCGACUCCCCGGGUGCGUCCUCCUCAAACAUUACCACCAGCGACGAAGUAAUCAACCUAUUCGAAGCAAAGGAGCAGGACGCGGCCUUUCAAACAUGGAAGCACCACGGAACGCUCGUCCCGUAUUGGGGCGGGAUUUACGGCAGCGAGCGGGUGCGAGUCUGCAAGUGUCAGCUCUCGAGUCUCGCGGCCUGGUUCCGUGGUGCGUUCGCGGAGGACGAGGCUGCGGAGAUGGAGUUCGUGCUUUUCCUUGCGGAGCUGAGCGGUGAGACGAAGUAAGCUUACAAGUACCCGAUGUUAUAUCCGAGAUGGUAUACAGAUAGCUUCCCAUUACCCCCUUUACAAGCUAACUUAGAUUUAAAUAUCAUCACAAUAAAUUCGCAACAUACACGUCCAUGCCACUUGUAUUUCAAGUCAAUAAUUCGC
Molecule: messenger RNA, 2611 nt
Organism: Daldinia decipiens
Lineage: Eukaryota; Fungi; Ascomycota; Sordariomycetes; Xylariales; Hypoxylaceae
Exons: 6
Coding region: 206-2464 (752 amino acids)
Biological process (GO): regulation of transcription by RNA polymerase II; DNA-templated transcription
Cellular component (GO): chromatin
Molecular function (GO): zinc ion binding; DNA-binding transcription factor activity, RNA polymerase II-specific; RNA polymerase II cis-regulatory region sequence-specific DNA binding
Source: RefSeq, a predicted model, not a curated record